AUGAUGAGCAUGGAAAAGAGGAUAAUUGGUGGCUCAGAAACGGAUCUAGCCCACUAUCCUUAUAAUGUACAGUUUUAUAAUCUCGGCGGACUCUGCGGCGGUUCGAUACUCACUAAGAAAAUAGUGCUAACAGCCGCUCAUUGCUUUGAUUCAAACCAAAAUUUGGCUGAGAUGAAAAUAUUUUCAAAACCGCGUUACCUGUUCGAUCUCCAAGCAAACUCUCAUGAUGUAUGGGAUUUUCGUAUUCAUGAGGACUAUGGAAAGGCAUCUGUUUUCGAUAACGACAUUGCCAUAAUUAUAAUUCACAACGAGUUCGUCUUCGGUAAACAAGUUCGUACUAUUAAAAUAAUUAAUAACCUGCAUUGGUUAAAAGAAAACGAAACAUUCACUGUCACUGGAUGGGGAGAAACUAAGUAUGGAGAAGGCAUUGAUAAAUCGGUUUUUAGACAGGUUAAACUACGUUAUAUUAGUAAACAGAUGUGUAUGAAAAUGAACAGAAUUACUUUGGACCCAGAGAUGUUUUGUCUUUAUGGGGAUGGAAAGAGAGAUUCCUGUAGAGGCACAAGGAACGUGUUAAAUGAAGUAGAAGGUAGAAUUGUUGGCGGUCAUCCCAUACCAAUAGAAAACGCGCCAUUCUCAGUGCUCUUUUAUAAUUACCAGUCUAUCUGUUCCGGUGUCAUCAUAAAUAGUUUUAUAGUACUGACGGCAGCUCACUGCUUUAAUUCAAAUACUAAAAAACAUCGCAUGCGUAUUGAAAUAAAUUGUCGUUAUUUGUUUGAUAUCGACGCUGAAACAUUUCAAGUGGCCGAUUUUAUUAUACACAAAGAUUUUAAUAAAGUUAUACCUUUUGAAGCCGACCUUGCUUUGAUUAUGGUUACAGAGAAAAUGCUUCUGAAUAGACGAAAGCAGAAAGCGUUAUUAAUGAAAAAUGAUAACUGGAUGAACAAGAAGGCUAACGUCAGCGCUUCUGGUUGGGGUUGGACCAAGUACGGCGGCGGAGUAUCCGAGCUUGGUUUAAUGCGGACGUAUUUGGGGUACGUGUCUAGACGGCGUUGCGAGAUUCAGCAUAGUCUGCGGCUCACAGAGGACAUGUUCUGUUUGUACGGGAAUGGGGUGAGGGAUACUUGUCUGGGAGACUCCGGGGGAGGAGUUACUGUUAAUGGAACGGUGGUUGGCAUCGUGUCUCACGGAGAUGGUUGUGCAAAGAAAGGUAAACCGAGCGUGUACAUUAGUCACGCUACGGAGCUACGGUGCGUCAGUCACGCGAUCGUAGCCGACCUCUACGGCUGGGUCUACGUCAGUGCUACGAGCUCCGGCUACGUAAUGUGGUGUUUCCUACUUCUAACCUUCUUCGUUGCUGUCCAAGGGCGCGCGGUGAACAUCAGCAACACAUGGGUCCUGCCAGAGGAAGGUUUCCCGGUGUUCUACCGUUACUUCAGGGACCGUAUCUCCUGGUAUGAGGCGGACGCUGUCUGCCAGUUCCAUCAUGCCAACCUCGUCACUGUGGAUACGACUGCUCAAUACGACGCUGUCAGAGCAUAUCUUAAAGAGCUUGACAUAUCCAGUGCUGUAUGGGUUGGACUGAUCCGAAGCAACCCAGAUGGUGAUUUUACUUGGACGGACUACCGAGGUUUAAGUGGUGAUGGAUACUGGAGUGCUGCACCUGAUACUCGUUCUGCUCCUCUGUGUGCCGCUGCCGAUCCUGCUGCUGACUAUCGUUGGGGGGCACGAGCUUGUGGUGGACCCUCUGUUGCAUCUUUCAUUUGUGAACUACCUGUACCGCAAUGGGCACUUGGUAAUGAAGGCUGCAUGGUACGAGCAUUGCCAGCACUUACUAUUCUUUAUUUACCUGAGAGCGCCGCGGUACAACUAACUGCGGAUUGCGGUUUGGCUGGAGUUAAACGGGUUCAAUGCACUGGAAACGUGAAACGGGAGGAAUUGCUUAAAGAGCUAGCAUGUACUGAGGAAGAUCAAACAACUCAAACUUCAAAUGGAACGUCUCCAAUUACAUCGUGGCAAAUGACCACAGAUUCGGUAUUUAACAAUCAAUAUUUUAACAAUGAAGCUACUGCCACGGAAGAAAAUAUUACAACGGAACACGAAGAUGACAUAAAUCAAUCAAGUCCUGUUAAAGUAAUAUCUACCUCGUUUAGCAUCAUUCCUGAUAUUUCUAAUAAAGUUUCCUUAAAACCUUCUGUCACAGAAAAAAUGUUCAAAACACCUUUGCAGAAACAUAUUGAUAUAAUAAGUAACAAUUAUAUUCAACAAAACGAAACACCGAAAUUAGUUCACAAUGAAGACUUGUUUACUAAUGAGCAAAAUAAUCAACAAGGAAAUGAUGAACUGUUACAAUAUACAAAAUUACAUAAUGAACUUGCACGGCUCGGUAAUUCAGAUACUGUAUUUAGUCAACCUACUGACCAUUUCGUUCCGCCUUUGGUUAUGGCUAAAGCAAAAAUAAGCGAUGAUUUGACAGCCUUAUCUAUUAAAGAGAAAUUAGCUCAACAUCUUUCUGAACAACAAUUAAAACAUGAGAUUCAACAAGAGUUCACGGCUACUGCUAAUAGUUUUAACAAAGAGCUAUACAGAACUGAAGCUAUUAACAAUCCAUCAACUACAUCUCUUCCCUUAAUUAACAUCAGUACGUCUUCUAAAGUAAAUAAAAAUAAAGACACUGAAAAUGAGAAUAUUUCACUCAAAAAGAACAAAAACAAAUACAUAGAAAUUAAGCAAAAAAGUUAUAAAAAUGAAGGAACAAAAGCUUUGAACACUAUGGCGUCUGUUGAAACAACUCCCACUUUGUCACAAUUGAACAUAGAAAAUAAUGUAAUUACUAGUACCGUGGGUUCUGUCACAGAACAUAUCCAAAGAUAUUCAACAAAACCACAAUCGAUAGAAGAAACAUCUCUGGAACUUACAGUAAUAUUAAGGGAACCAAAUGAAAAUUCAACCUAUAAGGAUGCAGUUGUUUCUACGAAUAGCCCUCUUCUUUUAAAUAUUCCAAUAAAACAAAAUACUAUGGCAGAUAAUGAAACUGAAAUACCAACCACGUUGUCACAUCUGUUUCCAUUAUCCACGCAAGAAGAUAACCUCAAUGAAGAUAAAUUUAAAGAUAUGAAUGUUUCUAAUGAUGAACAUAAAGAUACGGACAAUUUUUUUUAUGUGACAACUAAAAGUCUUUCUUACAAUGAUAGUGUCCAAAAGAAGGCUAUUGACGAAAGCAAAGAUUUAACGAUGACAAACCAUCUGCCAGUAUUAUCUCUUAUUAAAACGUAUAACAAUAGUGCUACUAAUAUAAACCUGACAUCAGAAAACAGUACAAUCGAUGCAUCUGUUACAAUCGAAGUGAUUGAGGAUGCAAUAGCUACAAAUAAAUCUGUUGAACCGGAGACUGAAUUGAAAAUUAAUGACACAAGAAAUAAGUUAUUUAACAAUUCCGAAAACUUCGAGCCAUUUAACGUUACAGUAAAAGAAGGAUUUGACAGCAUUAUAGACUCCGAUUUUGAUUUAGACAAGAACGUGACUUCAGAUAGAGAUGAUUUUCAAUCUCCUCUCUUGUCUGCUGCUAACGACCCGCUUCCAAAACCAAAUAGAUCCAGGCGAAUUCAACAACAAACACGAAAUAAGUUUAAUCCAUUUCGUAUUUUAGGCUAA
Molecule: messenger RNA, 3654 nt
Organism: Danaus chrysippus (African queen)
Lineage: Eukaryota; Metazoa; Arthropoda; Insecta; Lepidoptera; Nymphalidae
Source: the annotation of a GenBank genome assembly